Molecule: messenger RNA, 722 nt
Organism: Solanum dulcamara
Lineage: Eukaryota; Viridiplantae; Streptophyta; Magnoliopsida; Solanales; Solanaceae
Exons: 1
Coding region: 72-518 (148 amino acids)
Source: RefSeq, a predicted model, not a curated record
UGUCAAGAUCACAUUCCUCACCAAGCAAAUACUUGACAUCUUUAGCUAAGCAUCAAUAAUAAUUAUUCAAAAUGGUUCUCCAAAAUCAACUUGGGUUGAACAAGCAUCAAUCAUACUCUCACGAGAAAAACUACUAUGCUGAUAGCAGCCACGGCCAAAUGAUGAGGCCUUCAGGUUAUUGUUCAACUAUGCCAUUUUCUCAUCCCACUAACAAUAAUCACAUGAUGAUGGGACAACACCAUAGUGGAUAUUAUGAAAGCCAUGGUCAUGGCCAUGGCAACUAUGGAAGUCAUGGGCAUAUGCCACAUGAUUCAACCAACUUUUCAAGUAGCCCGACCAUGGUCCAUAGUGAUGGUGGCUAUGGUGGUGGAAUGCAACAAUCAUCCCAUGCCCAUAUGUCGUCCAUGUCCAUGGGACAUCAUGGUCGUGUUCAUGGCCAUGGGCAUGGUUAUGGUGGCAGUCACCAAAACAGCUACAGUCAAAAGACCAACUGGGCUCUCAAAAACUUGGAUGAUUAAAUUUGACGCGCAUAUAUAUCAUGUGGUGAAAGUAAUAUUGUGUGUGUAUAAGGUACUUUGGCUAUAUGUAGCACAAAGGUUUCCUACCUAAAUAAGUAAUGUACUGAACAAUAUGCUGCUAUAUGCUUAAUUUAAAUUAUCUAUGUAUCUGCUUUAUCAUGACUAAAAUGAUGAAUAAUUAAAAGUAUAUUAUUAUUAAAAUGA